Molecule: messenger RNA, 1473 nt
Organism: Lottia gigantea (owl limpet)
Lineage: Eukaryota; Metazoa; Mollusca; Gastropoda; Lottiidae
Exons: 11
Coding region: 1-1473 (490 amino acids)
Biological process (GO): L-glutamate catabolic process
Cellular component (GO): mitochondrion
Molecular function (GO): L-glutamate dehydrogenase (NAD+) activity
Source: RefSeq, a predicted model, not a curated record
AUGGUGGAAUUGUUUUUCGACAAGGCUGCAGCUCAUAUUGAAGAUAGUUUACUUAGAGAGGUGAAAGGCAAGGGUUCAUUGGAAGAAAAGAAAAAGAAGGUCAAAGGAAUAUUGAAAAUUAUCAAGCCCAACAAUCACAUCUUGGCACUGAAUUUCCCUAUCAAAAGAGAUAAUGGCGAUUAUGAAUUGAUUGAAGCAUACAGAGCUCAACAUAGUCAACAUCGAACACCAUGCAAAGGAGGUAUUCGUUUUAGCAAGCUAGUAAAUGUUGAUGAGGUGAAAGCCUUGGCUGCCCUAAUGACAUAUAAAUGUGCUGUUGUGGAUACACCUUUUGGUGGAGCAAAGGCUGGUGUGAAGAUUGAUCCUAAUGAAUAUUCUGAAAGGGAGUUAGAAAAGAUCACAAGAAGAUUGGCUGUGGAGUUGGCAAAAAAAGGAUUUAUUGGAGCUGGUAUUGAUGUACCUGCCCCUGACAUGGGAACAGGUGAACGAGAAAUGAGUUGGAUUGCUGAUACUUUCUCUCAAACUUUAGGUCAUUUUGAUAUCAAUGCUAGAGCCUGUGUAACAGGUAAACCUAUAGCUCAGGGUGGUAUUCAUGGUCGUGUUUCUGCUACUGGUAGAGGUGUAUUCCAUGGUAUUCAGAAUUUUGUCAAUGAAGCUAGUUAUAUGAGUAUGAUUGGAUUGACUCCAGGAAUGGGUGAUAAAACCUUCAUUGUUCAGGGGUGUGGUAAUGUAGGUUUCCACUCGUUUAGAUAUUUACACCGUGCUGGUGCUAGAUGUAUUGGUAUCAAGGAAUUUGAUGGUAGUAUUUAUAAUCCUGAGGGUAUUGAUCCUAGACAACUUGAAGAUUAUAAACUAGAAAAUGGUACAAUUGUUGGAUUCCCUGGUGCUGAGCCUUAUGAAGGUGAUCUAUUAAUAGAAAAAUGUGAUAUACUGGUUCCAGCUGCUAGUGAACAACAACUAACAGCUGAAAAUGCUCACAAGGUUCAAGCUAAGAUAAUAGCUGAAGGUGCUAAUGGCCCCACAACACUUGAAGCUGAUCAGAUCUUUUUACAGAACAAUGUUUUAGUUAUUCCAGAUUUAUAUAUCAAUGCUGGUGGUGUGACAGUAUCUUAUUUUGAAUGGUUGAAGAAUUUAAAUCAUGUUAGUUACGGUCGAUUAACGUUUAAAUAUGAACGUGAUUCCAAUUACCAUUUAUUAGAGAGUGUACAGAGAUCAUUAGAAAGAAAAUUUGCUAGAGAUGGUAGUAAGAUACCUAUUAUACCUAGUGAAGAUUUUGAAAAGAGAAUUGCUGGUGCCUCUGAGAAAGAUAUAGUACAUUCUGGUUUAGAAUAUACCAUGGAAAGAUCUGCUAGGAAUAUAAUGAGAACAGCUAUGAAAUAUAAUUUAGGUUUGGAUCUGAGAACAGCUGCCUACAUCACUGCCAUAGAAAAAAUAUUUGGUGUCUAUUAUGAAGCUGGUAUCACCUUUGUAUAA